UCCGGAUGUUGCUGGUGAAACUGACGUAUCUUGAGGGACAGCGGACUACUUGUUUGUUGCCGAGCUGGGCUGUAGAUUAACUGUCCCUGCGUCAGAAAUCAUGCAGUCAGACUCCCAUCCCCUCGUUCCACAUCACAUCCCGGUGUCAAGUUUGGAGCUUUCCUGCCUCCGGAGAGGCAGAAUCAUCAUCAGCUGUGACAGCGCAGAGAGAGGACGAUAAUGGGGCCCCAUGGCAUCAACCGUGCUGUGGAGAGACUAGAGUUUACAGACUGUAAAAAAGGACUUGGCGUGAAGAUUAUUGGGGGCUACAGGGAACAGAGCGGUGAAGAGUUCGGUAUUUUCAUUAAACGAAUUUUGCCAGGUGGCGUGGCGGCACAGGACGGGCGUCUUCGAGCAGGGGACCUCAUUUUAGAUGUCAACAACAUGAAUUUAGGGGGUGUUACAAAUGAAAAGGCAGUGGAGGUUCUUCGCAUGGCGUCAGCUACAAAUCACAUGUCUUUACUGAUAGUACGUGAUGACGCUUCCAGGAGGGAAUUUGCUGAGUUAAUGGAAAAAUAUGGCUCCAGCAGUAGUACCAGUUCUGGAUCAGACACCUCUGCUUCCACAGGAAAGAUCACCGACACUGCCUCCUCCUCCUCAUCUUCCAGAUCAACCAGUCCUCUUCUUCUGAGCCCUAAAGACCCAAACCCAGUAUACACCACUGCCUGCAUUACCUCCCCACCUCCACAAGUCUGCACAGACUGCAUGAUUCAGUUGAUAUGUGUUGCCAAAGGGACCGGAUUAGGCUUGGUGAUCAGGGGCGGAGCUAACCGUGCAGAGGGGCCAAUGGUGUACGUUCAAGAAAUAAUACAAGGAGGCGAUUGCCAAAAGGAUGGGAGACUAAAGACUGGAGACCAGCUCAUAUCCAUCAAUAAGGAGUCACUCAUUGGAGUAACACAUGAAGAAGCCAAAACCAUACUCACUCGAACAAAACUCAGACCAGACCCUACAGUAGAAAUAGCAUUUAUUAGACGAAGGUCUUCAUCAGGCUCCAGCAGUGGACCCCACAGCCCCAUCUCCCUUCAACCUCCCUGCUGUACAGCCCCCCAGCUCAGGCCCCCUGGACUGGGAGGAGCAAAUCUGCCUGGAGGUCUCGUCCCUAAGAUAGCCAACACCCCCAACUCUGGAAGUGAGACGUUGCCUUCUGUAGAACUUGCUAAGGUACGAGCAGCAACAACAAAGCCUAAUCUCACCCCCGUGUCCUCACCUGAGAGUGCCUGCACCACAGUGGCCAACUCUGAUGCAUCCGCUGCCUGUAAUCCCAGCAAUACCUGCAGACCCUCAAAACCUCUAUCCUCGACUCCCAGCUCUGAACUGAAGCCCGAGAAAACAGACCAGGCACUGGAGGUGCUGGGAUUGAAGCCUACUGAGUCUCAGGUCCUGACUCUGAGAGAAAGGCUGCGUUUGAACCCAGGAGGGACAGUGGCUUAUGGAGAUUUUGAGACAGUAACAAAGGAACUCUUUAAACAAGCAUCCAAGUCUGACUCAGAACAGGAAGUAGUGAGAUUGACAUCAGAUGAUCUCACUGAGUCUCCAUCAGUCCCUACUCCAUCGUUAUCAGACUCUGAUGAUCUGGAUGAGAUGGAGAGACUAAGAAAAGACCACAUUGAGGCCUUGAGAGAGCUCAAGAGACUGCAGGAUAAGCUGGCAGAAUCCGAGAGCCUUACUCAUAAGAUGCUGCAGGAACUGACAAAAGUUAAACAGGAAGCAAAAUCUGCAGUGGAGGAGAGUCGUUCCCUGCGGACCCGGAUCCAUCUGGCAGAGGCUGCACAGAAACAGGCCCGGGGAAUGGAGAUGGACUACGAGGAGGUUAUCCAUCUCCUGGAGGCUGAGAUAGCUGAAAUGAAGUCUCAGAAAACUGAACAACCCGGCCGUGGAAAGGACGAUCUACAAGAUCUGAAAAAAAGGAUGUCUGUUCUUGAAUGCCAGCUACGAAAGAGUGAAACUGCAAAGAAGGGGUUUGAAGUCUCUACGGGUAAACUUCUCCAGUUUGUGGAGGCUGUCCAAGGCUUCCUGUCUGAAAACCAAAGCGGUUCAAGAGGCUAUAGUUCUCCCAGUGAUCCAAAGUUGGCCAACCUGUCUCAGACCCUGCCAUCUCGAAGUGGGAAGAAACCGUCCUGGACAGCAGCUGCUCUUGCUGUGGAAGCUAAAGAACUAACUAAUACUGUCAGAGGAAUUCUAGAGCUGGACUGUUUACCUUUUGGCUGGGACGAGGCGUACACUGCUGAUGGAGUGAAGUACUAUGUGAAUCAUGUAACUCAGACAACAUCAUGGACGCACCCUGUAAUGAGAUCUUUGGGUCUGUCAGAACCAGAAGCAAAUGACCAAACCCUCAACUCUCCAGAAUCCACAGCAUAGACUGAUUCCAAAGACGGUGUGCCACUUUCUGCUCAACUGUUCGGUUAAAAAAGAUGAAAAACCCCUAAACACACCAGGAUAUAAACAUCAAGUGAUAUGUGCAUUAUAAAAAAAGACAAUCAGAAAAAAAAAUCUCAUUCAUUGAAUGAAAAUCUAUACACUCUCAGAAAAAAGGUACCAAACUUCUUUGAAAAGAUACUAAUAUGUACACUUUAUGUAUUAAUAUGUAUCUUUAAGGUACUUAUAUGUGACUCUGGACCACAAAACCAGUCAUAAGGGUUAAUUUUUUGAAACUGAGAUUUAUACAUCAUAUAUAUAAAUAAAUAUGAAUAAAUAAGCAUCCCACUGAUGUAUGGUUUGUUAGGAUAGGACAAUAUUUGGCCAACUAUUUGAAAAUCUGGAAUCUGAGGGUGCAAAAAAAUCUAAAUAUUGAGAAAAUCACCUUUAAAAUUGUCCAAAUUAAGUUCUUAGCAAUGCAUAUUACUAUCAAAAAUAAAGUUAUGGAACACGAUCUUUACGUAAUACCCUAGUGGUUUUUGGCGUUAAAAAAAGAGAUCAUUUUGACCCAUACAAUGUAUUUUUGGCUAUUUCUACAAACAUACCCAUGCUACAACUAAUUAUGUACCUUUAGGGGGUGAAUAAGGUUAAGUAAGGUAAAAACCUGUACCGUUUAACUUUUGCACCUUAGGGUAACGUCUCAGUGGCAACUUUGUACCCUUUAUUCUCAGAGUGUACAACUGAUAUUAAAAUAUGCAGCAAAUAUAUCUCAAAUACUCCAGCUCUUUGAUGGGUUAAGAUCUCACAUUUGAUUUUCCCCAUUUUUGUGUCUGUUCACUGUUUUUCUGACAUUUUAGGAAUUUCCCCUCAUCUCUUGUUAUUUUGUACCUUGACAAAAACAAUGGACAGGCCCAAUCUGUUUUUCCGACUUUCAGAAAAAGUCAAACGUUAUUGCACUUGUUUGAAGUCAAAGGACGUGGCCUCUUUGGUAAAGCAGGAACUUUGGAAUAGUUAAUCAGGAUGAACUGCUUCUGUGAUGUUCAUUCAAUUUGACUUGUGUUUGAUCCACUUUCUGAAACUUUUGUUCACAGAUUUGUUGAAACAGGAAUUUGUUUACUUUUUCAAACUUCCUCCUCGAACCAUGAGAGUAAGACACUUCUUCGGUUCACUGUAAUGUAAUUGUUUUCCAUAUAAAGACGCGUUUGAAAUUCUGCUGUUAUCCUUAGUGGACGUUCUAGCCAUUAUGCAUAACUGUGAACGUGUCUUCUCUUGCAUGUGCAAUUAGUUCUGCGCUUCCAGUAGAAAUGUGAGUUUAACAUACCCUAAGCCUUAUGUGUAUAAUUUCUUGGGAAAAAAAGACAACAUGGCAUAUUUGCUUUGUUGUGAAUUCACUCUGCCUAACAGCGUAAAUUUAGCCUAAGAGAUCUCUUUGCGUAGAUCAUUAAAAUAUAUGUUUUUCCUGUAAUGUGUGAAUACUUUUGUGGUUCUA
Molecule: messenger RNA, 3883 nt
Organism: Labeo rohita (rohu)
Lineage: Eukaryota; Metazoa; Chordata; Actinopteri; Cypriniformes; Cyprinidae
Gene: stxbp4
Product: syntaxin binding protein 4
Exons: 23
Coding region: 220-2397 (725 amino acids)
Biological process (GO): insulin receptor signaling pathway; regulation of insulin secretion involved in cellular response to glucose stimulus
Cellular component (GO): cytoplasmic vesicle
Molecular function (GO): syntaxin binding
Source: RefSeq, a predicted model, not a curated record